This is a messenger RNA of Priapulus caudatus, 2987 nucleotides long. Its product is annotated as nucleoporin NDC1-like. The transcript is spliced from 17 exons. The record is from RefSeq and is a predicted model, not a curated record. Gene Ontology annotation, cellular component: nuclear pore transmembrane ring. Gene Ontology annotation, molecular function: protein-macromolecule adaptor activity. Lineage: Eukaryota; Metazoa; Priapulida; Priapulimorpha; Priapulimorphida; Priapulidae. Gene Ontology annotation, biological process: nuclear pore organization. The coding region runs from base 239 to 2095 and encodes 618 amino acids.
CGUAUCUGCAGAGAGGUGUGAUCGUCGAGAUCGACAUGGCGGUUUGUUCAAGUGCGAAGUCCUGAUUAAAUUUGCCGACAAACAUCACAUUGCUUAAAUUACACACACAUGUAUGGAUUUUUAUAGUUGAAGUAUACCCACUAAGACCUAAGCUUUCUAUUGUUUAGAUGAAACGUACUGGUUAAUGCCUAUUACGAUUUUUUAAAUUGAUUUUGAAGUUUAAGCAGGCAACAUCACUAUGCAACCUGUACAAAGUGGAAUUAUGUUGCCGAGUCUUCAGCAGUGGUUCGUCAGUCAGGUGUUUUCGUGGAGAGCUGGAGCAAGUGUCGUAUGGUCGCUGAUACUACUACCAGCUUUGUUCUUUGGAUUUACCUUGAUUGCAGGGUUUUACCCUAUACAUUUAAUAACUUGGAUUACAGACUGGCUGUGGCAGAUGCUCUCUCUGAUGACAUGGUUUCAUUUAUUCCUUAUUGGAAUUACUACAGCAGUCAUUGCAUCGCUGAACUCCUCUUACUAUGCAGUUGUUCCUACUUUCUAUCGGACUCGACUGCUGACGAUUGGCAGUAUGCUUCAUGGGAGGAAAAUCGCUCAUGCGCUAGGUCACGCGUUCGCAGCUGCACUCAUCACCUGGUUAUUCAUGAGAGGUCUGCCAAAAGAGUACCACAACCUCACCUCUAUCUGUUUGAUAGAAGGAGUGAACAAGGAAAUUUUGUGUCUGAAUGAGCGAUAUUUCUUUGUCGUGCUUCAUGCAUUGUUCGUGGGAGCCAUCUACUCCGUAGUGUACUUCAAGUGUGGCAACAACUGCAUUUCAUUUCCUAUAAUCCAGCAAACAAAAUUUUUUAAAGUGAAGAGCUUCAUCGUUCCUGUGUUCAUUGCUUCGUCCAUAAGUGCAGCGAGACGACUAGGAUAUUACUACAUACUCUAUUUCUUAUUUGGAGGCUACUUGAAGACGCUGCUGCUGUCGGCGCUGGGCGUGCAGCAUAGCGACGUCAUCUCCUUCAGCUCACUGUGGGGCAUGCUGGACCUGUCCCUGCUCGUCACGACGUGGGCGAGCGGCACCCUCGUGCUCUGCACGUGGAACCUGGCGCUGCACAUCUUCAAGGUCUACGUCACAGAGCCUUUCCAGUUUCCCGUUGAGAGCUCAUUCCACGAUGACAGAAAUAGGUGCCUGCAUCAAGCGCUUUCAGCCACCCAUCCUCUUGUUAAGUAUCUUGGCUUUCUGGACCUGUGGAUGCUUUCACAGCAAUCCCCCAAGAGAAGGAGAGAGAUAUUCAGUCUGUCUCAGCCUGGCGGCCAUCCACAUAACUGGAAUUACGUACAGACAGAGUGCAUGACAGUCAUAGAGCAUCAUGUGAAUAAGCUAACCCUCUUCAACGAGAGUAGGAGCCAGUCGUACGGCAGUGACAGGGCAAGCAAUUACACUACCGCAGGUGUGUAUCACCAUGCAGCAAAGGACUCGCUGAAAUGCCAGCUCAUGUCACCGGCUUCCCAGGGACAGGGCAUUCCACGUGCAGCUACACCUUACAGGGCAAAGUCUGCCUCACCGGGACAGGCUGGCAAAUAUGACUGGCCCUAUAGAUACUACAACUCUCAUGGUACAUUGGUUACUGGUAGUGUUCCUGUGUACAAGACAUGGCUUCACUACAAAGUAUAUCAGAUUGUAGAAGACUUCAGAAGAAGGCCAGCUGUGGCAUACUUCAUUAGUGAUCUGCCAGAAACAAAGACACUUGAAAUACUGUGUGAGACUCAGCUCUGUGUAUGGUCUAUCGAAGCUCUUUCACACUUGGUCGCUGCAUCGUAUGGAGAAGAUGAGUAUGGUGUUGUUCAGAAAGACCUCUCAGGGAUAGUGUCAUCCUUACUGGAGCUUCAAGCCGCCCUCGACAAGCAUGUGAAGGUGAUGGCGCCACUACAGAGGCGACCUAGUAGAAGCUCGGCCGGGUACGUGGACGGCAGCCAGCGACUUGUGGUGCUCUGCUCCGCCUUGAAGAGCUCCAUCUACAGAAUAGUGACAACGUUUCACAGCAACUUAGGUGGUUUGGUUCUAAUACCAGAGCAUCGGAGGAAGCUACAGCUGUUCUGUGAUUACAAGGAGUAAAAGGGAUGCAUUCGGUCAGAUGGCAAAGUGUAUCAGUAGCUAUUCUUCAAAACGGAAGUAUAGAUUUUGUUUUGUGUGUCAUGAGGAAAUGCCUGGUUGACUAGAUUCAACACUGACCUUGUUAGCAUGUGCACUACAGUCAAGUCUCUAAGUACCAACCACCCAUGGGACUGUCCAUUUUGUUCGACUUUCUGUGAAGUUCGGUUUAUAAGGUCCUAUUCUAGGCAUAUCUUGCACGUUUGAGAUGGUGUUGGGACUUACAAAAUCGUCGUUUUAUGUGAGAUUCGGUUUUGAGGGUGUUCGAAAUUUAGAGAGUUGACUGUACUUGAAAAUACAUACCGAGUCAGUGGCGAGUCACAAGGUUAAUUUGGUCCAAACAUGACAUUGUACAAAAUGUGAAUGAUGUGUCUAAAUGUGUAAUUGUUCAAACCAGUUUUAAGUUUUGUAUAACAUGAUAUUUUAAUUCCUAUCAAAACUUUCAACACCCCGUCCCAAGAAAAUUGGUUUAAAAAUAAUUUGAACCUAAGAAUAUUUCAGGCAUAAGUGAGGCUUGAUUAGGAGUGUCUUAAUUUUUGCUAAUUUACAUUAACUGAACACAAUUAUGAUUAUCGUAGCUAAUAUUCAGUUUAUGUACUGCCAUAUCUGUAUAACAGAUGUACUGCAAUUUGACUGUUUUUUAUCCAAAUAUCUGUAAGAUGUGUUAAGUAUAGGUCUGUAAUUUUUCAGUUUAACUGGUCUGUUUACUGAAUGACAGUCUCAAAAAGAAGCCAUUGUCUUCAUUUAAUCUUAAUCGAUCAGAAUAUGCACAAUUGUUUAAUUUCUGAUUAUAUUAAUAUUGUAAUAACUACAGUUCUACAUUUGUGUAUAGUAAAUUAUGUAUAUAACUUCUGUU